GCUUCGCCAUUUUGUGCUGCUGCGCCGGGUAUUUAUCAGAAGAGUCGUGACUAUCCCGUCUGCACUGCUAGUUAGGUUGUCAGACGGUUCCUUGUGUACUCGGUUUUUCAUUAUCAAACUUGUGGCCUUCGACUGGUUUCGCGAAGUGCGAUUUUGGAGUCGACAUCCAUAAUUAAUUUUGUAUAUUUAGUUUAUUUUUAUACUGUGUGAGAAAGAAUGUCGGCCCCCGAAUACUCUCCGUUCUUCGCAGUGAUGGGCGCCUCUGCGGCUAUGGUGUUUAGCGCCUUGGGAGCAGCCUAUGGCACAGCUAAGAGCGGUACAGGUAUCGCUGCCAUGUCUGUGAUGAGGCCGGAGCUCAUCAUGAAGUCAAUCAUCCCCGUUGUCAUGGCGGGUAUCAUAGCCAUCUACGGCCUGGUAGUAGCAGUGCUGAUUGCCAACCAAAUUACACAGACAAUCCCCCUCUACAGGGCUUUCCUCCACCUGGGAGCUGGGCUGAGCGUGGGCCUGAGUGGGCUGGCGGCAGGCUUUGCAAUUGGCAUCGUGGGCGACGCAGGCGUGAGAGGCACAGCUCAACAGCCAAGGCUUUUUGUGGGCAUGAUUCUCAUCUUGAUUUUCGCUGAGGUCUUGGGUCUCUACGGGCUCAUUGUCGCCCUCAUUCUGUCCACGAAAUAAACAUCCAAACAUCUCCACUA
Molecule: messenger RNA, 692 nt
Organism: Thunnus maccoyii (southern bluefin tuna)
Lineage: Eukaryota; Metazoa; Chordata; Actinopteri; Scombriformes; Scombridae
Gene: atp6v0cb
Product: ATPase H+ transporting V0 subunit cb
Exons: 3
Coding region: 217-672 (151 amino acids)
Biological process (GO): proton transmembrane transport
Cellular component (GO): proton-transporting V-type ATPase, V0 domain
Molecular function (GO): proton-transporting ATPase activity, rotational mechanism
Source: RefSeq, a predicted model, not a curated record